Spea bombifrons (plains spadefoot toad) is the source of this 958-nucleotide messenger RNA. RefSeq names its product serine palmitoyltransferase small subunit A (gene SPTSSA). Gene Ontology annotation, cellular component: serine palmitoyltransferase complex. Gene Ontology annotation, biological process: ceramide biosynthetic process. Lineage: Eukaryota; Metazoa; Chordata; Amphibia; Anura; Pelobatidae. The transcript is spliced from 2 exons. The record is from RefSeq and is a predicted model, not a curated record. The coding region runs from base 111 to 353 and encodes 80 amino acids. Gene Ontology annotation, molecular function: serine C-palmitoyltransferase activity.
GGACGGAAGGCGAGAGGAAGGGGAAGGGUGAUUUGAGCCUUUCCGUGGUCCGUCGCCGAGUUACCCUUUGCUACGUGUCCUGUCACGGACCGUUCCCAGUAACGGGGAGAAUGAAGGGCUCUUGCGAAGAAGUUUCAAGUCCCCCGGGAUCCUUGGGUCGGGCCUGGAAGCGGAUGUCAUGGCUGUACUACCAGUACCUGCUGGUGACAGCGCUCUACAUGCUGGAGCCUUGGGAGAGGACAGUCUUCAAUUCAAUGUUGGUGUCCAUUGUGGGAAUGGCCCUGUACACUGGAUACAUAUUCAUGCCUCAGCACAUACUGGCAAUCUUGCACUACUUUGAGAUUGUUCAAUGACCUAGGAAAGCGCUGCACAGCAAGGACUUGGAAGGGAGCAUGUUUCUCUCUGCCGGCAUGUCGGGCACCAGGACAGAAACCAGAAGCUAGCAUCGUGUGGGACACCUAACAAGUCCUCGUGGGAUUGGAGAUCAUCUGACAACUACCCCAUGAAAUCUGGAGGACGCUUUUUUAAACAGUGGAAACUGUAUUUUUAGCUUUUUUGGUGUUUUUUAUCUGUUUGUUUGUGCAGAGGGGUUUACACUGAUUCACAAGCCAUUCUGGUAACUGCAAGACAGUACCUUUCUUGUCAUCAUUUUAAAUAUUGCACUGUAAACAUUUUAUUUAGUGAGUUUUUUUUUUAACAUUUAGUGGGUCUGAACUUGCAGUGUCUCUAACAAUGAGCUUUCUUUACACAAAUCUGCACUUGUGUGUGUAAAAUAAUUAACACAUGUACAGUUUAUAUUCAAUCACCAAUAUGAUUGCUUAAAUACAUUCCUCCCCCAAAGGACUUGAAGUAAAUCAAUAAAUCUAGUUACUUAAGAUUUUUGUCAUUAUUUUAUAAAUAUAUAUGUGGGAUGUAAAACUAUAAUUUAAAUAAAAACGUGGUAUGCUUGUGAAAGUGA